Molecule: messenger RNA, 1582 nt
Organism: Sorghum bicolor (sorghum)
Lineage: Eukaryota; Viridiplantae; Streptophyta; Magnoliopsida; Poales; Poaceae
Product: ribonuclease 3-like protein 2
Exons: 5
Coding region: 41-1369 (442 amino acids)
Biological process (GO): siRNA processing
Cellular component (GO): cytoplasm; nucleus
Molecular function (GO): RNA binding; ribonuclease III activity
Source: RefSeq, a predicted model, not a curated record
AAAACCCUUCCACCGAAAGCGAAAUAUCCCAUCAAUUCCGAUGACGCCGUCGCAAAACCCCUGCAAGCGCCGCCAUCCAACUCCACCUCCACCCUCGGCGGCCUCACCCGCCGCGCCCGUGGCGCUCUCGCUGCCGGGCUUCGUCGCCGACCGCGCCGAGGCCGCGGUGCGCGUGGAGCGCCUCCUGCGGUACCAGUUCUGCGACCGCGCCCUUCUCGAGGAGGCGCUAACCCACCAAUCCUUCUCGGAUGGCGCGUUCUCUUACCAGCGGCUCGAGUUCGUCGGGGAUGCCGCUCUUGGCCUAGCCUUCUCCAACUUCCUCUACCUCACCAACCCCACCCUUGGGCCCGGGGCGCUCUCCACGCUCCGUGCCGCCAACAUCUCUACUGAGAAGCUCGCGCGCGUCGCCGUCCGGCACGACCUCUACCCGCUUCUCCGGAGAAAGUGCGCCCGCCUCGACUUACUAGUUGGCCGAUGGAUAGGCGCAUGGGAGACAUGUGGAUAUAUCUGCGCGAUUGGGCUAUUUUUCCAAGCGCAGAAAGAUUGGGAGUUGGGAUUGGAAACUAUUGGAGAUGGGUGUUUUCCAUUCUUGCCAAAAAUUCUAGAUUGGGAGGCUUUAUUGGGAACUCUUGGAGAUGCUUUUACUGAUUGUAAAAAAAAGGUAGGCCAGUUUAUUGAGUCAGUGAAACAAGAAGUAAUGCAUGACCUUGCCACUGCACCCUAUGGUGGUAGUGUGGUUAAAGCUCCCAAGGUGCUUGCGGAUAUUGUUGAGGCCAUCGCUGCUGCUGUCUACGUUGAUUGCAAAUUUGACCUUGAGAAGCUUUGGAAGGUUACAAGGUGGCUCUUUGAGCCAGUUAUCACAGCAGAAACAGUAGAUGAGCAACCUGUUACUACAUUGCAUGAGUUAUGCCAGAAACAUGGCAAAGUUGCACAGUUCGAGACAUGGCAGAAGGGUGGGAUGACCAUGGUAAAUGUAUUUGUUGGUGGGGAGAUGGUUGGACUUGGCUCCUCGGAGCAGAAGGUAAUUGCUAAGCUCAAUGCUGCACGGGAUGCAUUGGGCAAGCUUAUCGGUGGCGCAAAGCAGCAAGUGUUGAUCAAUGGCAUUGCCAAUGGAUUGGUUGAUGAGAUUGUAGAGCUCAGGGAGUGUAAACAGAAACUUACUGAGCAGUGCAUCGGAAAGCAUUGGCCAAAACCUAUCUUUAAGUUAGAAAAAGAAGGUGGCCCUGCACAUGAAAGGAACUUUGUGUGUUCUGUUCAGGUAGAUACCAAAACUGGCACCUUUGUAACCAUUGGUGAUCCUAUGUCAAGAGUGAAGGAUGCAGAGAAUUCGGCUGCACAGAAGAUGGUCGAACUAUUGUUGAAAUUGUGAGAUAUGUUCAUGUACAUGGCUAGAUCUUUUGUAUACCACUUUCAGAAACAAUUUGUUCGGGUAUACCUAUUAUGGUAGCUUUGUCAAACUGUGGAUCAUGUCAGCUACUUAAAACCGUUUAUACUUUGAGCAUUCUCAAACCAUGUCCUUUUACAAUGCAUAAUUCGCAAAACUGUUUUAUGUUAAUAUAUAUAAGAAUGUUAUUGUGGAAUA